AUGUAUCCACGCACAUAUGGCUAUGGCCAAGUACGGCCGGAGGGUUACGGGUACGCUGGUGCGUUUGGACCGUACAGCUAUGGGGCAUACCCGCAAGCACCUGCCAUGCCUCAGCCUAAUGGUGUGAGCGCCUAUGGUAUGCCAGUUCUGCCACCGGAUCUCUCGAACCCUGCCGUAUUCGAGUCCAUGUACAAAAGUCACCUUGCUCAGCUCACCUUCAACUCGAAGCCCAUCAUCACAAAUCUUACUCUUAUCGCGCAGGAACAUGUGCACCGCAUGUCCACAGUCGUGGCGAAGCUUGUGGAUGCUCAUAUUAUGAUGGCGCCACCGCCACUUCGGCUACCUGCGCUUUACCUGCUUGACUCGAUUUGCAAGAACAUCGGGUCGCCCUACACAGAGCUGUGGGCGCCGCGAGCGUCCACUCUUUUCAUGGAGUCUUAUCGCGUCGUUGAUCAACCCACUCGCCGGCGCAUGGAGGAGCUACUAGCCACCUGGCGCGAAGCAGGACCUGGAGGCCGACCUAUGCUGGGUGACGCAUCUCAACAGGCCAUCGAGCGUUCCCUGUAUGGCAGUCAAGGUGCCCCUGUCAAGGCAGCCAAUGCACCUAAUAAAUCUCAGGUGAUUGCUGACAUUGAAAGGCGCAUGGCACUGUGCACAAAAGACUUGGCGAAUGAACCGCACAAUACCCGCGCACGAGAACAAAAUGAUGUAUUGCGUCAGCUCAAAGAGCAAGUUAAUGGCUCUGAUGUGUCCGCUGAAUUGCUUGGCCACAUACAGAAGCAACUGGAUGAAAUGUCGAGUGCUUCGGUGCCAACGGUGCCAGCGCCGGCCCCCACAUCAGCGCCAGCCGCUCCAUCGGCCUCUGAGCUCAUCGCGAACCUUAUGAAGGCAGGAUUGCUGCCUUCUUCGGCUACUACCACUGCGGCCCCGACAUCUGUGCCAUCCACUCAGAGCCAAGACAAGGCCUAUACCGAUUACAUCAUGUCACUGGAUUUGCGCAUGGUUACCGUCAACCUAUCUCGGCCCGCACCUGAACUUGAAAUUCUCAUGCAGGAGCACUUGCCACACCCAUGUCGGCAAUGUGCCAAUAGAUACCCUGAGGGUGAGGCUGGACAACACAGUCUCGAUGAUCAUUUGGACUGGCAUUUCACGCAAAACCGUCGUGCGCGUGCAAGUAUAGUCCGUGGUCAAAGUCGUGCAUGGUUCGAUCCAGCAUCGCGUUGGAUUCGGAGUGGCAUUGAUGAUGUAAUGCCUGGGGCGAGUGGUGCACCUGGAUGGGAAGGUGAGGACGCCGAAUUCGAGCAAGCACUGCGCGACAAGAUUGCUAAUGCGUAUGUGCCCGUGCCUGAUGGCUCUGAACUUGCAUCACAUACUUGCCGUAUCUGCAAAGAGCCGUUCCAAAGUGAGUGGAGCGAAGAUUUGGAGGAAUGGAUAUGGCGAAACGCUGUCCUCAUCGAAGGCAAUCAUUACCAUGCUAGUUGCUUCUAUUCAGCCAAAAGUAUGUCAGAAGUCGUCCAUGCUGCUCGCUCCACGACGAAUGUCAAACAAGGAGAAGAAGACGAUGAAGAUGUGCAGCGAAAACGUAAAGCCUCGUCCUCUCCCCCCCUGCCUCCGCACAAGAAACCUUUGGCUAUGCUCAAGGAAGAACCGCCCCCCUAA
Molecule: messenger RNA, 1659 nt
Organism: Malassezia restricta
Lineage: Eukaryota; Fungi; Basidiomycota; Malasseziomycetes; Malasseziales; Malasseziaceae
Product: pre-mRNA cleavage complex 2 protein Pcf11
Exons: 2
Coding region: 1-1659 (552 amino acids)
Biological process (GO): termination of RNA polymerase II transcription
Cellular component (GO): cytoplasm; mRNA cleavage factor complex
Molecular function (GO): mRNA binding; RNA polymerase II complex binding
Source: RefSeq, a predicted model, not a curated record